Messenger RNA from Daphnia magna, 2276 nucleotides. RefSeq names its product proton-coupled amino acid transporter-like protein CG1139. Gene Ontology annotation, biological process: amino acid transmembrane transport. Bases 295 to 1665 code for a protein of 456 amino acids. Lineage: Eukaryota; Metazoa; Arthropoda; Branchiopoda; Diplostraca; Daphniidae. Gene Ontology annotation, cellular component: vacuolar membrane. Gene Ontology annotation, molecular function: amino acid transmembrane transporter activity. The transcript is spliced from 12 exons. The record is from RefSeq and is a predicted model, not a curated record.
UGAGAAAAAUGAUGAUCGAUAACAUUUAAAAAAAAGGGGAGGAAAGGUCUAGAUUUCAACAGAUACGGGACAUCAUUGGAACGUUUUCGAUUUCAAAACAAGAUGCAAAAAAUGGGGAAUCCCUGAAAACCCGAAAGGCGCACAAUGUUUAAACAGCAUUUCUAUGAAAUGGAAAGAAUUGAAUGGCAAAAGCAAACAAAAAAAAACAAUCAGUAGAAAAAGUGUUAGCUCGUCUGGAACAAAGACAUUUCCUUCAGUCAAGAGACAGACAUACAGACGAAACGGCUCUGUUCAAUGUUUUUCAAAAAACAUGAUACGUUUAUUGCUAGUGACAGCACGAUCCCAUUACUGAGUCAACCAUCAGCCUGCAAUCCGAAACGACAAAUCGCAACAGCCGUUACUACCGUUAGAGAUGAAAACUUCACACCGAUCUCAAAUUUUGAGACGAUGCUUCACUUGCUGAAGGGAAAUAUUGGUACAGGCCUAUUCGCUAUGCCAGGUGCGUUUCAAAAUGCCGGAUUGUGGACGGGAAGCGUACUAACAAUCAUCACGGCCUGCAUAUGUACCCAUUGCAUGCAUAUUCUGGUGACGUCCGCUGCCAUACUGCAAAAGAGAAAAGGACACGAAGUGUCCGUUUCAUACGCCGACGUGGCAGAAAUCGCUUUUCAAACUGGAUCGCAGCAAUUUGUGAAACAUGCAAAGUUAGCUAGGGUACUGGUGAGUCUAUUCAUUUGCGUUACUCAGUUGGGAUUUUGCUGUGUUUACGUGGUGUUUGCCAGCACAAAUUUGAAGCAGGUUGUCGAUUACUACGCACCCCAUCUACAAUGGGACGUUCGGCAAUUUAUGUGCCUCGUCACGAUUCCUCUCAUUUUCCUCAACUGGUUACGUGACUUGAAACUCUUGGCGCCUGUCUCAUUGCUGGCUAAUAUCUUGCAAUCAAUUAGCAUCGUCAUUGUCUUUUACUACAUCGCUCGAGAUGGUCUGCCCCCCAUGGAUUCAACGCCAGCUUUCAACAACUGGAUUGGAGUUUCACUUUUUUUCGGGACGGUCGUUUUCUCGUUCGAAGGCAUCGGUCUUAUUUUGCCCAUUCAAAAAGACAUGCGUCAUCCGCGGGAUUUUGAGGGCUGGAACGGAAUCCUCAACGUAGCAAUGAUUCUCGUGACUUGCCUAGCAUUAGCGAUGGGCUUUUAUGGAUACCUCAAAUAUGGAGCUGAAAUUCAGGGAUCCAUUACGCUUAAUCUCCCGCAAGAUGAAAUAUUGGCUCGGCUGGUGAAAGUUUUUAUGGUUUUAGCCAUUUUCGGAAGUUAUACCAUGCAGUUUUACGUUCCCAUUCCAAUAUUAUGGCCAGUGCUCGAGAAGAAAAUAGAAACAUUCAACAAGCAUCCGCUAGUGUCUGAACUGAUGUUCAGAACUUUAUUGGUUUUGCUUACUCUCAGUCUGGCUGCUGCAAUACCAAAAAUAGAUCUGUACAUUUCGCUUGUUGGUGCAAUGACUGGCUCUUUAUUGGCCUUAAUCUUUCCGCCGAUAUUGGAGAUUGUGACUUGCUGGCCUGAUGUUAGCAAAAUGGCUAUUGUCAAGAAUUUCCUGAUUGUGAUUUUCGGUUUGACUGGCUUUACAUCUGGUACAUACGCCUCCAUCAAGAAAAUUUUAUCUCCUACCACAUGAUUGGAUUUCCCCUCUGUUAUUCUUUAGUAAAAGGCUAGCCACGUUUUAGUAUUUUGUUUUAAAAUGCACCAGGUACUUCAAAAAAGAAUUUCAUUCAAAAAAGAAAUUUCGUUCAAUGGGAUUUCAAAUUUGUGGAUUGUAACCACCCGUAACCAUCAAACAAAAUUUACAUUCGUAGCUAUAUCUUUAUUCGGGUACAAGUGGGGCGCACCAGAAAAGCCCCCACACAAAGAUAUAUUUUUUUGAGGAAGCAGCCUAUCGAUAUCCUGUUGAAACUUUGAAAGCCGCUCCACAAAUUUGCCGAACUAAACAGUAACUAAUAUUUACGUCCUACGUCGCCAGAUGCCCUAUCACAUCAAAACAAUGCCGAACUGUCAAGUAACCAGAACCCAGUAACGUCUCUUUUACAUCGUUCAUGAGUAACAGUGCAAAAUGCAACUCAUUUUUUAUAGUCGAAUUUCUAGUUGGUCAAGCAAUAAAGUCCACCAAAUCUUUGUGUAAAUUGUAAAAACACCCCCAGAAUUUUACGGCUUAAGCGUACUGUUAAACUCAGUAUUUCAAUACUCGCUGCAGUUUUUCCAAUCAAACAUUUUAUCAAAAGAAAAGAAAGA